Peromyscus eremicus (cactus mouse) is the source of this 1535-nucleotide messenger RNA. It is a transcript of the gene Nabp2, whose product is annotated as nucleic acid binding protein 2. Gene Ontology annotation, biological process: double-strand break repair via homologous recombination; response to ionizing radiation; mitotic cell cycle checkpoint signaling. NCBI's taxonomy places the organism in Eukaryota, Metazoa, Chordata, Mammalia, Rodentia, Cricetidae. Gene Ontology annotation, molecular function: DNA binding. The coding region runs from base 531 to 1205 and encodes 224 amino acids. The record is from RefSeq and is a predicted model, not a curated record. The transcript has 7 exons. Gene Ontology annotation, cellular component: SOSS complex.
UCGGUGGCGACCGGACGCUCGGAGCGAGCGGCCUGCAGGAGACGCGGGCUAGCAAGGCCUCCGCUCCGGAAGUCCUGAAGGACCCCUGCUGGGACCUUGCGGCCCCUUGGGAGGGAGGACUCGGUGUUCUUCAGCUGUGAAGAUCCGGGGCGACCCUGAGUCACCUCGUGUUCCAUAGUGCACGGCUCCCGUGCUAGGACUGAUGCAACGCCGGGGCCAGAUGGCCGCGGGGCAGCCGGUCUGACAGCGUGACCUGCUCUGUCCGGCCAGCCCCUCAGCUGGCAGGGCUGUGGUCAGCAUCCCGGAGCCUCCCGACACUGUGACUCACAGUCAUGGGGACGGAGGCGGCGGGGUGCACAGGGAGGGAGUGCCUCACCGCAGAGCUUUGAUCGAGGGUGUUCUAAGGGUCGCCCGCCUCCCAGCCACACGCUCUGGAAGUGUCCACCGUGGCCCUUCAAAAACUCAAGAGUGCCCUGAAACACGAAAGGGUUGGGUUUCCUAAGGUUCGAGGGAAGUCAUGGUGGAGCCUAAUGCGCUCUGGGAUAGCGGGGUGCCACGGUUCGGGAAGCAUGACGACCGAGACCUUCGUGAAGGAUAUCAAGCCCGGGCUCAAGAACCUGAACCUUAUCUUCAUUGUACUGGAGACAGGCCGAGUGACUAAGACAAAGGACGGACACGAGGUUCGGACCUGCAAAGUAGCAGACAAAACUGGCAGCAUCAACAUCUCAGUGUGGGACGACGUGGGCAACCUGAUCCAGCCUGGGGACAUUAUCCGCCUCACCAAAGGGUAUGCCUCAGUGUUCAAAGGUUGUCUGACACUCUACACUGGCCGUGGGGGCGACCUGCAGAAGAUUGGAGAAUUCUGCAUGGUUUAUUCUGAAGUUCCGAAUUUCAGCGAGCCCAACCCAGAGUAUAACACUCAGCAGGCGCCCAACAAAUCGGUGCAGAAUGACAGCAGCCCCACUGCCCCUCAAGCUACCACGGGACCCCCUGCUGCCUCUCCAGCCUCUGAAAGCCAGAACGGGAAUGGACUGAGCACCCAACCGGGUCCUGGUGGUGGCCCCCAUCCCUCUCACACCCCCUCACAUCCUCCCAGCACCCGAAUCACUCGAAGCCAGCCCAACCACACACCUUCUGGCCCUCCUGGCCCCUCCAGCAACCCUGUCAGCAACGGCAAAGAAACCCGAAGGAGCAGCAAGAGAUAGCAAGAAAUGAGUCCUCUCCUUCAACUACAAACCACGACCCAGGUGUCUCUGCCAGAGAACAAGACAGUCUUAUACUGGGCUGCUGGCUUUGAGAUUAGAGGGUGGAGUAGCUGUAUUUUAGCUAUUAAAUUCCCUGGAGGGGUGAGCAGUGGCCUUAUCCACCUCAAGUUCAUGCCCCCUUGUCCUGCUGAUGCUGCCUGUCCUCUGGGAUCCAGGGCCCUCUGCCUGCCCUCCUUCCUCUGGAAAAGACAGUCUGUUUUUUGUGUGUGUGUGUGUGGGAUAUGAGGGUCUAACUGAAAUCCCUCCUUCCUAAUAAAUGUGCCCACUAUG